CAAGAAGAUCCUGGAACUCAUGUCCAACAUCAUCCAGCUGCUGACUGGAGAGGUUGCCAUAAGGACUCAUCAUGUUUCCAUCUAUUUUUCCUUGGACGAGUGGGACUAUAUAAAAGGAAACAAGGACCUUUACAGGGAAGGGAUAAAGGAGGAGCCACAGCAGCUCCGCCCACUGGACUGUGAAUAUGAAGAUAAGAGAGAUAUUACAGCUGAUCUGGGAGGAACAUUAUGUUAUAAUAAUGAGCCAAGCAAGAUUGGGGCUGAAGGAGCAGAAUUUUGUCACAAUGGAAAUCUUACAAACCCGGAAACUCCUCCAGUGGAACAGCCGCCACCAGCCAAUGGGAUUAAAUUGGAAGUGACUUCAUGGAAAGAGAGAAACCAAUCAGAAGUGGCUUCAUGGGAAAUGGAAAACCAAUCAGAUUGCAGCAUUAAUCCACUUACAGAACAGAUACAGGGAACAGAUAAACCUAAUCAUAUUGUGCAAUACAACCCCUUAAUGACGCAGGAUAAUAAAGAUGAUGAAAAUCCUGAUACAUCCCCACAUGAAUCUCGUGUCACAAAACAGAUUCUUCAAAAAAGAGACAUCAAUAAACAUCAAAGAAAUCAAACACAACUUCAAUAUCAUCACAGACCCCGCACAGGAGAGAAAACAUUUCCUUGUUGUGAAUGUGGGAAAUGUUUUGCCAGAUCAUCAGACCUUACUGUCCAUCAACGAACCCACACGGGAGAGAAACCUUAUUCAUGUUCUGAAUGUUGGAAAUGUUUCUCAACUCGUUUUAACCUUGCUCAUCAUCAAAUAACUCACACAGGAGAGAAACCUUAUUCUUAUUCUGAAUGUGGCAAAUGUUUUACAAAAAAGAGUAGUCUCAAAACACAUUCCAAAAUGCACAAAGGGGGAGCAGAUUUGUGUGCCAAUGUAAAUAUCACAAACCUUAAAGGGGGGAACCAAUCAGAUUGCAGCAUUAAUUCGUUUACAGAACAGACAAAGGGAACUGAUAAACCUACUCCUAUUGUGCAAUACAACCCCUUAAUAAUGCAGGAUAAUAAAGAUGAUGAAAAUGCCAAUACAUCCCCAGAGGAAUCUUGCAUAACAAAACAGAUUCUUCAAAAAAAAGACAUCGAUAGACACCAAAGAACUCAAACACAACUUAAAUAUCAUCACAGAACUCACACAGGAGAGAAACCAUUUCCUUGUUCUGAAUGUGAGAAAUGUUUCUCAACUCAUCAGAUCCUUGUUCGUCAUCAAAAGAUUCACACUGGGGAGAAACCAUUUCCUUGUUCUGAAUGUGGGAAACGUUUUGCCAGAUCAUCAGACCUUUCUGUCCAUCAACGAACCCACACGGGAGAGAAACCAUUUCCUUGUUCUGAAUGUGGGAAACGUUUUGCCAGAUCAUCAGAUCUUACUGUCCAUCGACGAACCCACAGAGGAGACACACCCUAUUCUUGUUCUAAUUGUGGGAAAAGUUUUACAAGAUCAUCAUACCUUACUGUCCAUCAACGAAUCCACACAGGAGAGAAACCUUAUUCUUGCUCUAAAUGUGGGAAAUGUUUCUCAACUAAAUUUAGCCUUGCUUGUCAUGAAAGUACUCACACAGGGGAGAGACCAUUUCCUUGUUCUGAAUGUGGGAAACGUUUUGUCACUUCAUCACAACUUACUGACCAUCAACUAACCCAUACGGGAGAGAAACCCUAUUCUUGUUCUGAAUGUGGGAAAUGUUUUUUGAAACAAAGUCAACUUAAAUGUCAUUUCAGGACCCACACAGGGGAGAAACCUUUCUCUUGUUCAGAAUGUGGGAAAUGUUUUAGAAAUUACUGUAGUCUUAAAGUACAUUUCAAAACGCACAAAGGAAGAGCAGAUUCUUGUGCCAAUGGGAAGAUCACAAACAUUGAAGGGGGGGAACCAAUCAGAUUGCAGCAUUAAUCCACUUACAAAAUAGAUACAGGGAACAGAUACACCUACUCCUAUCAUUGAAAACAACCACUUAACAAAACAGAGUCUUCAGAAAAGAAACAUUGAUGGACACCAAAGAACUCAAACUCAACUUAAAUAUCAGCACAGAACCCUCAAAGGGGAAAAACCUUUUUCUUGCUCUGAAUGUGGGAAAUGUUUCUCAACUCAUAAAAUCCUUGUUUGUCAUCAAA
Molecule: messenger RNA, 2142 nt
Organism: Xenopus laevis (African clawed frog)
Lineage: Eukaryota; Metazoa; Chordata; Amphibia; Anura; Pipidae
Product: oocyte zinc finger protein XlCOF8.4-like
Exons: 3
Coding region: 20-1921 (633 amino acids)
Source: RefSeq, a predicted model, not a curated record